CAGGUGCAAACUAUUUAAAUUAAGCAAAAGGAGCAGCAAGGAGGGCAAAAAUAACACAGUUAUUUUAUGCCAGUAACAUUGUGAUGGAGACCUGGAGCGUUCACCGUCAGAACUACAUCCCGAGCGGCCAACAACUGCCCAGGACUCCGUCUCUGACCGACGUGAAAAGACAACUGGAAUUUUUCAAUGAGGCUUCAUUUAGUGACCAUGUAUUGAGUAAUGAAGUCAGCGAAGAAAACCUUGACCCAAGCAUGUUUAAGGCCAACACUCCAGACACCAAACCAGAUUGCUCUGACUCCUUGUUGAGCGGCAUGAAGGGAUACCAGCUAACGGAAAACGACCUGGACUUUAUAAAGACGCUGAAAGUGGACAAACGAACAAAGCAUCUGCAGGGACAACUGAAGGCGUUGCAGAGGGAGGUGAUCAGCGAGAAGAUGGUCUUGGAUCUCACGCUGGCCUCCAGAGAGAAAGCACGAGCUGAACUCGAGAAGUUCCCAUCAUGCUUAGAGGGUGCCAAACUUCUAACGCUGGUGCUGCAAGUCGCUUUGCCUUCGGACCAAGUGUCUGAGCUGCUGCACGCCAAGUCUGUGCUGGCCAUGGUGACUAGGGAAGACGUGGAUAAGGCGGUGAGCGAGAAGAAACGUGCGGUCGCUCACAUGGAGAAGACGGCGGCUCGUCAGAGAGAGGACACUGAGGAGAAAGGACAGCUAGAAAAGCAACUUGUCAGUGAUCAGCUGGUGAUCCAGCGGCUUAUGAGUGAGAUGUCUGAUCUCAAAACUAAACUGGCUGCGCAAGAGGAGCUAAAAUGUGGAGCUGGUGCCUCAGAAGCAGUUCAAGCGGCUCAAGGUCAAGUGAAGCAGCCAGACAAGAGCAAAAGGAAGCCGGUCGCUCCAAAGACAAGUCAACCAGCAGAUGAAGACAAAAGUAAACCCACAACCAAAUCCAAGAAAACAUCAGCAAAGUCCACCGUAGAGAAGACCAAAGCAGCCCCGGGACCGCAGAUGUUGAAAGACAAGUCAGAACCUGUGCAAGGAACCCGAAGCAGACAAAAACCUGCUGGACCCUCAAAGGACUCUACAUUGCAGGUGAAAAGUGACAAAGGGGCAGGUAACUCUAAACUUGCUGAACAGCAGGAGGAACCACCGAAGGUUGUUCUGAGACGGUCCAGGAGGAUUGCCAACAGGAGGUGAUGGUGUAUCCAGAGUUGUACUUAUUUUAUUGCAAGAUGUUUUGAAGUGAUUUAUAAAAUGUAAUAAAGGUGAGCAAUACAGGA
Entelurus aequoreus (snake pipefish) is the source of this 1273-nucleotide messenger RNA. RefSeq lists its product as uncharacterized. The transcript is spliced from 8 exons. Lineage: Eukaryota; Metazoa; Chordata; Actinopteri; Syngnathiformes; Syngnathidae. Bases 84 to 1190 code for a protein of 368 amino acids. The record is from RefSeq and is a predicted model, not a curated record.